UCGGUUCUAUUUUGUUUCUUUGUCCUAAAAAUAAUUUCUCUCUCUUAAAAAAAGAAGCUCUGAAACAAGAAAACAAAAAAGAAACAUUAAUGGCUUCUUCUUCUACUACAUCUGAUUAUAGUCAUUCUUCAGAUGUGGAUUUAGUAGAAGAAGCUGCUAUUAGGUCAGAAUUGGUAGAAGUAGAAGAAGAAGAUUUGUUGAAAUUUCCAGAGAUACCAGCAAUAAGGAUACCAGAGAGAUCUGAAGGUAGUAGUAAUAAUAACAACAAUAGUGGUAGCAAUCAAAAUGCAUGGUCAAGUGCAUUUCAUGCUAGGUCACAUUCAACAACACCAAGAAGUAGACAAAGUUCUCCGAGAAGUCCAGCUGGUUUUCGUGAUAAUUUUGGUCUGUUAGCUUCUUCUUCUUCAAAUACCAAUCAUGGAUCUCCUCCAUUACAAGCAACGAGAUUUUCUAAUUUGUAUAAUAAUAGAUCUAAUUCUUCCAAUCUCAAUUCAUGGAACUUCUUGAAGAUUUUUGGUGUUUUCUUAAGAAAAAAUCCAAAUCAACAGCAGAGGGGAUUGGUGAUAAAUAAGAGUAAAGGAAAAACGGGUGCAGCUGGGAGAGUAUGGUAUAGAAAAAAGAGAGUUAGAGGUUUAGUUGUGAUUAUUGGUUUAAUUGGUUUCUUUUUCUUAAUGAAUUGGUGGAUGCUUUCUCGUCUUCCUGAUGAUUCUGCUCUUAAUUCUAAUCAUGGCUUCUUAAAUGUUAACUCUUCUUCGGUCCGGGGAGAAUGGAGUAAAUUUGGUAAAGGGAAAAGACCACACAGAGUGUUGUUCUCUAGAAUGUUGGCUUUAGCAGCUCAUGCCUUAGCUGAGGGAGAGAGCAAAGCUGAGCCAAAAGAUUUGUGGUUGGAACCUUUACUUCCUGUUUCUGCUUGGAAACGUUGUGCUGAAGUGCGCAACUGGGAACCUAAUGAGGGGCGCAAUGGGUACAUUAUUGUAAGUGCAAAUGGGGGAAUGAACCAGCAAAGAGUAGCGGUAUGCAAUGCUGUUACUCUUGCACGAUUACUUAAUUCAACUCUUGUUGUUCCAAAAUUUUUGUUCAGUAGUGUUUGGAGAGAUGUAAGUCAAUUCAGCGAUAUAUAUCAGGAAGAGCAUUUUAUCAACUACUUGAAACCUGAUAUUCGGGUAGUUAAGGAACUUCCGUUGGAACUGAGAUCUCUAGAUUUGGAAGCUAUCGGUAGCAUUGUGACUGAUUCAGACAUUAUGAAAGAGGCCAAGCCAAGCUUUUAUCUGAAAAAGAUUCUCCCCAUCAUACUUAAAAAUAGGGUUGUCCAUCUGAUAGGGUUUGGGAAUCGCCUCGCUUUUGACCCAAUACCAUUUGAGUUGCAGAGACUCCGAUGCAGAUGUAACUUUCAUGCACUGCGAUUUAUUCCCAAGAUCCAACAAGCUGGUGCACUACUUCUUCAGAGAAUGCGUCAACAUAAGCCUCACAGGGGUCCAUUGGACCAGUAUCUGGUUGGUCCAUUUGCGUCAAGUAUGGAUCAAAAUAUGCAUCCAGCAAAGAAAUCCAGAUAUUUAGCUCUACAUCUGAGAUUUGAAAUUGACAUGGCAGCUCACUCUAUGUGUGAGUUUGGUGGUGGUGUAGAAGAGAGGGAAGAGUUGGAGGCAUAUCGUGCAGUUCAUUUCCCUGCACUGACUCAUUUAAUGAAAACAACAAAAUUACCUUCUGCUCCGGAGCUGAGAUCGGAAGGCAAAUGUCCUUUAGCGCCCGAAGAAGCUGUACUUAUGCUAGCAGCUCUUGGUUUCAAACGUAAGACACGUGUUUAUCUUGCAGGUGCACAUAUUUAUGGGGGAAAGUCAAGAUUAGCUGCUCUGACCAAUUUAUACCCUAAUAUGGUCACCAAAGAAAAUCUGCUUUCAUCUUCUGAGAUCGAACCAUUUACGAACUACUCGUCACAGUUAGCUGCUUUGGAUUUCAUAGGAUGUGCAGCUGCCGACGCAUUUGCCAUGACGGACUCCGGGAGUCAAUUGUCAUCCCUAGUAACAGGGUAUCGUAUAUAUUACGGUGAUGGUAGAAUGCCUACUAUAAGGCCAAACAAACGCCGUCUUGCUAGCAUUUUCACAAAAAACUCAACGAUAGAGUGGAGAGAGUUUGAAGAGAGAGUAAGAAAAGCAGUGAAAGAGAGUAAACAGGUGCAGGAGAGACCUGUUGCAAGAAGUAUUUACAGACAUCCAAGAUGUCCAGAAUGUAUGUGCAAUACUACAACAGAUUUGGUUAGUAGAAGAUUAUUAAUCAAUUAGAGUUGUAUAAAUUUUUAAUUGUUAAUUUUGUUAUAGUUCUCAAAUGAAUGAGCUAAUGGGAAAUUUGUGUUAAAAUA
Molecule: messenger RNA, 2356 nt
Organism: Papaver somniferum (opium poppy)
Lineage: Eukaryota; Viridiplantae; Streptophyta; Magnoliopsida; Ranunculales; Papaveraceae
Product: O-fucosyltransferase 15-like
Exons: 10
Coding region: 90-2279 (729 amino acids)
Source: RefSeq, a predicted model, not a curated record